UUGUUCCCUCCACCUCCACCUCCGCCUCUCCCACCUCACCGCCUUCCUCCACCGUGCCGGCCAGCCCGGACGUACACGCCGGACGCGACGCGACCCCUCCACACAAACACACACGACCGGUCUUCGCAGCGCAGCGCCGCAGGUUUGAUCGAUCGCGAGCUGUGACUUCCUUCAGUUCCCUUCGUUCGGUCUUCCCCGAUGACCACCUCGUCGUCCGGGAGCAUCGAGGCGCCGGCGAACACGAGGCCCGGAUCGUUCUCGUUCGCGAGCACGAGCUUCACGGACAUGCUGGGGAGCUCCGCGGCCGCGGCCACCGGGGCGUCGAGGUACAAGGCCAUGACCCCGCCGUCCCUGCCGCUGUCGCCGCCGCCGCUGUCGCCGUCGUCCUUCUUCAACAUCCCCGGCGGCCUGAACCCCGCCGACUUCCUCGACUCGCCGGCCCUCCUCACCUCCAGUUUCUUCCCGUCGCCGACGACGAACGCAUUCGCCUCGCAGCAGUUCAGCUGGCUGGCGCCGCAGGGCGCGGAGCAAGGCGGCAAGGACGAGCAGAGGCAGUCGUACCCGGGCUUCUCGUUCCAGACGGCGCCGACGACCGAAGAGGCCGUGCGGACGACGACGACCUUCCAGCAGCCACCGGUUGCACCGGGCCCACUGGGUGAGGAGGCAUACAGAAGUCAGCAGCAGCAGCAGCCAUGGGGCUACCAGCAGCAGCAACCAGGCAUGGACGCGGGCUCCAGCCAGGCGGCCUACGGCGGGCCGUUCCAGGCAGGCUCGUCGGACGCCGCCGCGAUGGCACCGCACGCGCCGGCGAGCGGCGGGUACAACCAGGCGCAGUCGCAGAGGCGGUCGUCGGACGACGGGUACAACUGGCGCAAGUACGGGCAGAAGCAGGUGAAGGGGAGCGAGAACCCGCGCAGCUACUACAAGUGCACCUUCCCGGGCUGCCCCACCAAGAAGAAGGUGGAGCGGUCGCUGGACGGCCAGAUCACCGAGAUCGUGUACAAGGGCACACACAACCACGCCAAGCCGCAGAACACGCGCAGGAACUCCAGCGCGGCGGCGCAGCUGCUUCAGGCCAGCGGCGGCGACGCGUCCGAGCACUCGUUCGGCGGCACGCCCGUCGCGACGCCCGAGAACUCCUCGGCGUCCUUCGGGGACGACGACGCCGGCGUGGGCUCGCCGCGGGCAGGGAACCCCGGCGGCGAUGAGUUCGACGAGGACGAGCCGGAUUCCAAGAGAUGGAGGAAAGACGGCGACGGCGAGGGGAUCUCCAUGGCCGGCAACCGCACGGUGCGCGAGCCGAGGGUCGUUGUCCAGACCAUGAGCGACAUCGACAUCCUUGAUGACGGCUACCGCUGGAGGAAGUACGGGCAGAAAGUGGUGAAGGGAAACCCCAACCCCAGGAGCUACUACAAGUGCACGACGCCCGGGUGCCCGGUGCGGAAGCACGUGGAGCGCGCGUCGCACGACCUGCGCGCCGUGAUCACCACGUACGAGGGCAAGCACAACCACGACGUGCCCGCCGCGCGGGGCAGCGCCGCGCUGUACCGCCCCGCGCCGCCGCCAGCGGACACCUACCUCGCCGCGGCCGCCGGUGUGAGGCCGCCGGCGCCCAUGGCCUACCAGACGGGGCAGCAGUACGGGUUCGGCGGGUCGAGCUCGUUCGGCCUCGGCGGCGGCGCGCCGGCGCAGCAGGGCGGCGGCUUCGGGUUCCCCUCCGGCUUCGACAACCCGAUGGGGUCGUACAUGAGCCAGCACCAACAGCAGCAGAGGCAGAACGACGCCAUGCACGCGUCGAGGGCCAAGGAGGAGCCCCGGGAGGACAUGUUCUUCCCGCAGUCGAUGAUGUACAACUGACGACUGGAGGAGGACCGCGCGCGGACACGACGCUGCGGGAAAUGGCAAGACAUGACGUGAUGUCCAUAAUAGGGUUGUUGUAUCUAGGAUAGGGUUGAACAGAUUUCUUUAUUUGUUUGGAGGCCUCCAUGUUGGCAGAUGCUUGCCGAAAAUGGGGUCCUCCCUUAACACGUGGAGGGGGGCAGAAAGGAUGUAGGAUACUAGGAGUGUAGGACACAGGACAAGCUAGAAAAGGGUAUCAACAGUUUUGUUCUUGGAUUAUUUUUUAGCAUGAAAAUGUUGCAUUCAAAAUUGAACUGAAUUUUACAUCACAGA
Molecule: messenger RNA, 2172 nt
Organism: Panicum hallii
Lineage: Eukaryota; Viridiplantae; Streptophyta; Magnoliopsida; Poales; Poaceae
Product: WRKY transcription factor WRKY24-like
Exons: 5
Coding region: 199-1857 (552 amino acids)
Biological process (GO): regulation of DNA-templated transcription
Molecular function (GO): sequence-specific DNA binding; DNA-binding transcription factor activity
Source: RefSeq, a predicted model, not a curated record